This is a messenger RNA of Geodia barretti, 1361 nucleotides long. The record is from the annotation of a GenBank genome assembly. Lineage: Eukaryota; Metazoa; Porifera; Demospongiae; Tetractinellida; Geodiidae.
GUGGCUCUUCAAAGGCAAGAGAGAAAUUAGCUGAAAAUUGUCUGCUUGCCUGCACUUGUGCAAUAUCUAAACUGGAUGAGGUAUUUGAAAGUCUUCAGAAUGGAAAUAUUACAAUAGAAGAGCUUACAAAAAUUCAUGCAAAUAUUGACCAAAUGAAGAGGUUGUACAAUUCUAUAGCACAAAAAGCACAUCAAGAUGCUGGUUAUGGUGAACUCAAAUCAACACUAAAACAGAGAUUUAAAGAGUUUGAGAUGUUCUCUGAAACACUUGAAUGUUUACAGCAUCUUUGCCAUUCAUUAGACCCAAUGAUAUGUGAUAUGUCUAAAGUUGCACAAGAGCUACGAAUGGAUUACAAGAGUAUCAAUAUUAAUCGCCUUUGUACCCGCCAUGAAGUGAAGUGUUUUCCUGCAGCUGAAGUUUUACUUUCCUUUGUAUGGAAGUUCAGUGUUUUUACAAGGGAGAAAAACAGUAGCCUUUUCUUAAGUGCUUGGUCAAAUACAAUGGACAAAGCCAGACAAAAAAACACAAUCCUGAGUAUUGGUGAUCUUCAGUCUCAAAUGUGGAUCCCAACUUUUGAUUAUUGUAGGAACCUUCUGGGAGAUUUGAUGGAUCUCUCUAUAACUCUUAAUGAUGUUGACAGCAUUUUCCAUGAGUUUACUGAGAGGGAAAUCACGAUUGAAGUAAAGCAUUUAUAUUAUGGUGUUCAAGUAUGCAUGAUGAAGGAACCAAGUGAUGAUGACUGGGUUGAAGGAGUUGUUCUAAAAAUCGUGGACUAUAGGAGGUUGUGUAGUUAUCGUGAUGCAGCCAUCUCAUUCCUAAAACUGAGGGACUUGCUUGGAAUCUCAGAAACAGACAUGACAGAUGUGGAGACAGUUGCAACUGAACUUUCUUCGGAUGAAAAUCAAACAUUAACUGAUAUUAGUUCGGAGUUGGUACAGACAGGCCAGUUUCUACAUGACUUCACAGGAGAAAAGUUGGAGUGUAUUGACAGUUUCUGUAUAUCCCAGAUAAUUGUUGUUUGGAUCAGAGACUCAACUAAAGCCAUAAUAAUAGGUCAGGCGGCUGUAUUUUACACCACAGAUGUGGGGGACCUCCAGAACUUUGUAAAUGUUGCUCUGGCAACUGCUGCUGGUGGAGAGGAUGACCUAGCAAGUGAUAAACUCUCGGCUCUCCGUACAGUGGGUAGUGGGUUCAGCUCCCUCAUAUACAAGCUGAGACCAGACAUAGGGUUCCAGGAACUCCGUGACAGGCUCUCCUCUGUUUGGGCAGCCUACAGAAAUGAUAAAAGGCUCCCGAAAAUGCUGGUAUGUUUAUUUGCGGAAGAACUCAUGUGCAGGGUUUUGAGGAGUUGUGUUAAUUAA